This is a messenger RNA of Colossoma macropomum (tambaqui), 2337 nucleotides long. RefSeq lists its product as uncharacterized. Bases 53 to 1111 code for a protein of 352 amino acids. The transcript has 7 exons. The record is from RefSeq and is a predicted model, not a curated record. Lineage: Eukaryota; Metazoa; Chordata; Actinopteri; Characiformes; Serrasalmidae.
GUCAGUAAACCUGAAGCUACGCCUGCAGUUCCAGGCGCGCCACAGCAGAAGAAUGUUCCAGUUUGGGAGCAGGUUGGGCCACAUUUAUCUCUCCUCAGGGCCUGGAGACUCCAGCAGCUCCAAAAACAACACCGACCCUGGAGGUUCUGCUGGCUCUGGCAGUUCAGGCCUUCCAAGCAGUGGAGCACAAAACAGACAGGAGAAAAUUCCCAGCUUACCAGAACUGAUCAAGCAUGUCCGGAGGGUCAGUGGGCUGAAGAAGGAGGACGUGUUCUGUAACCUGCGUGUACCUAACCAGUUUCAGACAGGAAGAGAGGAGAUCAACCUCGUCAUCGUCACAGGUUCUGCAGUGUACUGUAUUGACGUGAAGCCAUGGACAGGUGUUGUGUCCGCUCAGGGACCGAACACCUGGCACCUCCAGAUGAAAGAGGAGGAGCCAAACUUCACCAACACGUCCAUCCAGCAGGUCCCUGACCCCCUGCAGGCCAUUAUGAGGAAGGCCAGUGACCUCUACAACCAUAUGAAGCAGUGUGGAGUGAACGUCAGGCAGCCUCUCUUCUUACCCAGAGUCCUCUUCCUCUCUCCUCACUGUAAUCUUGAUGAUGAGCUAAGGAAAAGGAAGGAGUUGGUCUCCUCUGGUGAUCUGGAGACGUUCCUGUGCUCACUCAGGGAGGGAUACAUUGCCUGGAUCACAGACGCUCUGACGCCGUCAUGGAUCUCAGGUCACCUGUCAUUCAGGCAGUUGGGGGCAGUGCGGGCCGUGUUGGGGCAGAUGGGGACAUGGGACCUGGUUCAGCUGAGUAGUGGCGCCGAGCUGAAGGGAGAUUAUCAGGGCUGCCAACACCUCGCCCUCAACAGACAGGACACGGACGUGGUGGAGUUCAGCAGGGGCAGAACUCUCUCCUCGGACACACUGUGGGCUUUGCUGGGACACACACCGCAGGUGACUGUGAGGAUGUAUAAGCGUGGAGCGCAAGGCUGGCUGGGAAAACCACUGACCGGGACGGCUACCAUUCCCUCAAACACACACGUGGUAUUUCGCAUCAGCGGAGAGGACAAAGACGCCAAGAUACCGGCCAACACUAUCCAUACCAUCACCCUUAGCAUCUAGAUACAGAGGGAGAGACAGGGAGGUAGGAACUCCACAGACCAUCGUCAACUGCAUUGCAAUUUUAAUGCAGUUGACAUUGCCCCAUUUUUUUUAGACAGCAUGUUACCUACAAGGCCAGCGGUGUUAUGAAUCAUUUGACACUUUGAAAAACAGGCUCUCAGCGAAAUACUAGCCAAUUCUAUCCACUCGAAACAGUGAAAAGGAAGAGUGUUAAAGGAAGAGUCUGACAAAAAUCUGGCUUACUCAGUUCUCUUACCACAGUUGUAGUUGAUCAGCCAUGUUUGAUAUCUGAAGUUUGCUUCUUUAAUUUUGCAUUGGAGUCAUGAGGCUAAUCUAGCUAACAAGUAAUGGACAUUUAUGUACACCAAUUAGCAUUGUGCUAACUGCACAUCUAAAGGCCUCAGCAUACGUCUUUCAGAAUUGAUGUUCGCCUGGCUUCAGCGAACAAUGUGACAUAAUUGCGGAGAAAACGAACAACCGCAGACGCCAUGCGGAGGCUUCGUUCACCCAAGUCGCACACAUGGCAGCUGGGCAAACUCCGCAGACGAAGAUGCUACGUGACAAAGCCUCUGAUUGGUCGGUAAAAAAGAGGAGUACCAUUAAACAAAGAUGGACGACUUUGAGGAACUUAAGAUGUUCGGUCUGUUAUUCAAUAGUACUGACUAGCACUGAGCACCAAAACAUACAGGUUAUCUUACAUUCAGGUUCACUGGAGGACAAGAUUGAAGUUGGUUUCCUAUUCGCCAGCUUCUUCUUCUAAUUUUCCCAUUCCACCUUAAAUAGUGGCCGCAAUCUGGACUUUGACAUAGUUAGAUCUGAGAUGGAAUCAUUUUCCAGCAGUCAUGGAACUUAGAAAUUGUCACCUGCGUUAGAGGAGCAUCCACGAUGGACAAAAAGAGCUGCAAAAUCUUUGUAAGCUUGUGAAGGCGCUUUCGGCUUCAUGCAGCCCUUUUCAUUUUGCAAGAAGUAUACUGAGCGCUUAAGUCAUCACACACUUGGAGUGAGGUAAAGCAGCACUAUGUAAGGUUUUGUUUUUUGUAAAAAUUUAAAAUGUAGUCAGGAGAGUCAGGGGAGCCUGCAGGCCGGAAGUUAUUCAGACCACGUCACCAGUAUCUGAGCUUAGGACUGACUUUCUCUCUAACCUAUCGGUAGCUAGCGAAGAUUCUUUCUCUGGAUAGACAAAGCACUUUUUGUAAGUCGCUCUGGAUAAGAGCGUCUGCUAAAUG